AUAUUUCAGAAUUAUUUCGUAUUAUUAACCUCAUGCAAAUAAUAUCUUAGGAGUCAAAUUUUUGGUUCGACAAAUUUCACGCACCCUUUAUGCACGGCCCCUUCGCACAAGUUCAGUCAGAUCUCCAACCCGCGAGACAGCUGACAAAAUAAACUCAAUUUUCCAAGUCCCACAAAAUGCUAAAGUAAACAAAUACAAAUAUUAAACUCAACAUCGUUAAUUAAUUAAAACUACCAAUUAAUUAAACUUUACCAUGGAUAAUCCUAACCCUGUCCAUAACCCUUGCUUAUUGUGCCGCACCCCGUGUCACAAAUCUGUUCUCGAUGUCGACCCGGUCGCCGAGGAUGGAAUCCAUGUUAUCUUUUUGUUAAGCAAAAUCCUCCAAUUUCCGGCGGACCGGUGUUCCUCGCUCUUAUCGAGACACGGCCGCCCCUCCGAGUGGAUGGUCCUUUGCGACACGUGCAACGCCCUGGUCUCGCAGGGCAUCGCCUUGUUCGUCGAAAUGGAGAAACUUCGCGUCAAAUUCGACCAGGUUCGGGAUAUUCUCAGAAAUCAGGUCGUUAUCAAUGACGACGACAACGACGAGGUCGAAAUUGGACCAGACAACGGCAGCAAUAAAGGAGCGAAAGAAGUUCGGGCUUAUUUGAAAGCGACUAAUUUUAAGAGGGAGCCAGGUCGUGCUAAUUGUGACCCUGGAACGACCUUGACUCACACUGACAUAGCCGCAGCGGCGAGAAAAGUUAAUGAAAUGGUGAGGAAAGAAUCCGAAACUAUGAUUAAGCUGGAAGAGGCUAAUGAGCUCACCGACAUUAUUUGCAUGCCGGAUAUCGAUCCCGUCCUAAAUUAUGAGGAUGUUAAUCUGCUCGGCGAAGAAAUUCUUCCUGAUGGCGACACUGCAGAUACAAAUUUUGGACUGGAUGAUAAUUAUAACGAUGUCGAUGAUCCCCUCAAAAUUAAAUCUGAGCAGGAUUCCAGCUCGGAACUGGGAGACGAUGUAAAUUUUGGUGAAAACAUGGACACAGAAAACGGUGACAAUUCUUGGCGUGACGAUGGCGUCCGUACUCCAAACGACAAGAUCGAAACUCGUCCCGCUUCUUCCGCCACGCGCACCUACCCCCAUCUUCCCCCCGCCACCCCAUCUUGGACCUGGGCUGACUUCGCCACCUGGCAAGCAAACCUCAACUGCCAACUCUUCGGUACCACAUCUACCCGCUCUGCACGAAACGUGGUCCCCCCACUCACCUGGCUUGCCAAAAAAUACAACUUUUCCUCCUUCCCCUGCCCCCACUGCCCCCGCCUCUGUGCCACCGUUAACACGUACAUGAAGCACACAGCCGUCUGCCUACGCCUCCAGCAACAAAAAACCGACCAACCCGCCCACCAAUGCCCCCACUGCCCGCAGAAAUUCAUGGAACCUGGAAUCCUACAACGACACAUAAUCAGCACCCACCUCCCCCCAGAAUCCGUCUCGUGUCCCGGGUGCGGUCUCCCCUUCCCGGAUCCGAGCGCCUUUAAUCGCCACAUUUCCCAAACUCCAACCUGCUUCAAAAGCGCGAUUCCUUGCCCGACAUGUUCCCACGGUUUAAAAUUCUUCCAAUCUCCACGUGCUCUAGAGGUCCACGUGGCCACGAAACAUUCAGACAUUCGUCCCUAUCAGUGCCCCCAUUGCCAGCAGAGUUUUGCAUACGCAUGCGCGAAAAAGCAACACAUGUCCACCUGUCACCGACCGGAUGGCGCAGAAGAUAUCGCGGUGUGUGAAAUCUGUGGCGCCAGAGUCUCCGCGCGCUCGGCGGGGCUGGCGAAGCACAUAAAAACCGUGCAUGACAGCAGGAAGCCCGGCGCGAAGAGGUACAAAUGUGACAUCUGCGGGAAGGAGAUGAUUUCAAACUGGAAGUUAAACAAGCAUCGAGAGAUUCAUAUUAAACCCGAAGACGCCCCGCAUUUGUGCACCCUGUGUGGGAAGAGGUUUCGAUUAAAGGACUAUUUGAGGAUUCAUAUGAGGUCGCAUGAUCCCGAAAGGAGGGGACAGUACAAGAGGAGGAGGAAGGCAGAUCCGGAAAGGAGAGGGGCUGCCGGGGCGAAAAUUGGGAGGCCGCCGGUAUUAGAUAAGACGAGCAAGGGUCACGAUGGAGGUGAAAGUUAGGGAAAUUAUUAAUGUUUAAAUUCAUAUAAGUUUGUAAAAGUUUCCAUGGUAUGGUAAUUAUUGGUAACGGAGAUACAUAUUUAACGUGGAAUUUUAUGUAAUAAAUCUUAGAUUUAAAAUCUAUGUACAUAUAAGGAAUUCCAAGAAUUCAUUUGGUACCUUGUAAAAUAAUUUUAUAAACUCUCACAAAGACGACGCCUUUGAUCUGACAAUGGAGUUUACAAAAAUUAGUAAGCUAAUUUCCCUGCAAAAUAUUUGUAAAAUUCUGUAAAAGUUUGUAAGUUUAAAGAAAUUUAAACAAUGUUAUCAGGGACUGGGUGAAUUUUUGUCCAUAUAAUUUACAGCAAAAUAUGAAAAUAUUGUUUUCACGGCAUGUCUGUCAUCUUUGUGAAGAAACAUUUAUAAAUCUGUUAGUAAAAAAUCUGAAAUCAGCAAAA
Molecule: messenger RNA, 2580 nt
Organism: Folsomia candida
Lineage: Eukaryota; Metazoa; Arthropoda; Collembola; Entomobryomorpha; Isotomidae
Product: zinc finger protein 652
Exons: 6
Coding region: 254-2143 (629 amino acids)
Biological process (GO): regulation of transcription by RNA polymerase II
Molecular function (GO): RNA polymerase II cis-regulatory region sequence-specific DNA binding; DNA-binding transcription factor activity
Source: RefSeq, a predicted model, not a curated record